AUGUUUGAAGGAGUAGCACCAGAGCAAUUCCACCCUUUCAUCUUGGCUACUACUAGUAAUCCUUCAACCACCACAACAACACUUCACCCUCCACCUCCUCCUCCUCCUCCUCCUCCUCCUUCUUCUCUUUCUCCAUCGCCCCAUCUCCCUCUCCAUCUCUCCUUCGCUUCUCCUCAUCCUUCUUCUCCAUCGCCUUCACCAGCUGCUGUCUUCCCCAUCGGCUUUGACCCUUACCAACUCCCGCACCCGCCCAACUUCUUCCACCCACUGAAUCAUACUGCCAACAGUACCAGAAGCAAUGUCAAGAACCACCAUGAAGACAGAGAGCUAAUGCCAACUUUUGUGAUCCCACAUCACCACCACCACCACCAGCAGCAGCAGCAGCAGAAGAUAAUUACGGAGCAUCCCCAAGCUUGGUCUAAUGAAGAAGUUCUUGCCCUUUUGAGGAUCAGGUCAACCAUGGAGUUGAACUGGUUUCCACCUGAGUUCACUUGGGAGCAUGUUUCAAGGAAGCUAUCAGAGGUUGGGUUCAAGAGAAGCCCCGAGAAAUGCAGAGAGAAAUUUGAAGAAGAAACCAGAUUCCUCAAUUCCAUCCACGGCACCAAUAAUCAUAGUUACUUCCCUAAUCAUGAUGAAAAUGGCUGCAUCAAUCAACAGCAGCAGAACAAGUAUGCCCAUGAUAAUGCUGAAGUCGAACACGAAUCAAAACCAGGCACCGCACCAAUAGCAGGAAAUCAAGCAGAAAAUGAGCAUCAAGAUCGACCCACUGUGGAAAGCAACGAGGAUGACACAGAAGAAGAAGAAGAAGGAGAGGAUUAUGCAGCUCCAUCGGCGGCCUCAAACGGAAACCAGAAGAGGAAAAGGAGACAAGAGGAGGAAGAAGAAGAAGAGGAGGAGAAAUUCGAGAUGUUCAAAGGUUUGUGCCAGGAGAUGGUGGACAAGAUGAUGGCUCAGCAGGAAGAGAUGCAGAACAAGCUGAUAGAGGACAUGGUGAGAAGGGACCGAGAGAAGCUCGCCCGCGAAGAGGCCUGGAAGCAGCGGGAGAUGGAUCGAAUCAACCACGAGCUCCAGCUCCGGGCCGACCAGCAAGCCCUGGCCGGCGACCGCCAAGCCUCCAUCAUCAAGUUCCUCGAGAAUUUCACCACCACCACCGCCGCCCUCACUAACGCUGUGACUAAUUCUGCUCCGCCGCCGCCGCUGGGGAUGAUUGACUACCAGAUCCAAAUUGCCACCGCCGGCGACAAGGACGGCAAUAGUAAUCGGAAUUCCACCUCGUCGUCCUCGUCGGCUGCAAACCCUAACAACAAUUCGUCCGCCGACGAACUUUCCCAAUUAGAGCCCGGCGCAGUGACUGGCGUCGGUAGCAAAAGCAUUCCCCCAAAUUCAUCUCGAAACCCUAGAAAAUCCGGCGAAUCGGAGGAGAAUCGAGGGAGAAGCUCGGUGAAGGAGGAGGUCGGGAAGAGGUGGCCGAGAGACGAGGUUCUGGCGCUGAUAAAUCUGAGAUGCGGAAUCCACAACCACAACAACACGGAAGGUGAAGGAACGCCGACGGCGGCUGCGGGGAGUAAUAGUAAGGCGCCGCUUUGGGAGAGGAUUUCGCGGGGGAUGGCGGAAUUGGGCUACAGGAGAAGCGCCAAGAGGUGCAAGGAGAAGUGGGAGAACAUAAACAAGUAUUUCAGGAAGACGAAAGAUUUGAACAAGAAGAGGUCCGCCGAUUCAAGGACGUGCCCGUACUUUCACCAACUGAGCACCUUGUACGGCGCCGCGGCGGCGGCGGCGGCGGUGCCGAAGCCGUCGGCAUCGGAGGAGGAGGAACAGGUGGUGGAGGGGACGAAGGAAGGAACGGAUAGUGAGAAUAAUAUUAAUACUAGUAUUGCGGCGAGUGAUGGUACUUCAGCAGCGGCGGAGAUUGUUGCUCCGGCGGCGGCUGCUGCUGCUUCUUUUGGUUAUGAGUUUUAG
Messenger RNA from Linum trigynum, 1959 nucleotides. The record is from the annotation of a GenBank genome assembly. Lineage: Eukaryota; Viridiplantae; Streptophyta; Magnoliopsida; Malpighiales; Linaceae.